This is a messenger RNA of Dipodomys spectabilis (banner-tailed kangaroo rat), 2196 nucleotides long. RefSeq names its product heparan-sulfate 6-O-sulfotransferase 2-like. Gene Ontology annotation, molecular function: heparan sulfate 6-sulfotransferase activity. The record is from RefSeq and is a predicted model, not a curated record. Lineage: Eukaryota; Metazoa; Chordata; Mammalia; Rodentia; Heteromyidae. The transcript has 3 exons. Bases 1 to 1011 code for a protein of 336 amino acids. Gene Ontology annotation, cellular component: membrane.
AUGGAUACAGCUGCUUCUUUGGGGAUUUCUGGGAAGGAACCUGUGUACCAGUGGGUUUCAAGUAAGGAUAGACGGGGCUCUUCGAGCACUAACCCAGCCGCCAACUCUCCAGCAGCCACAAAGACUCGGAACACAUCUAAGAGUGGGAAGAACUUUCACUACAUCACCAUCCUCCGGGACCCAGUGUCCCGGUACUUGAGUGAGUGGAGGCAUGUCCAGAGAGGCGCUACAUGGAAAGCAUCUCUUCAUGUCUGCGAUGGGAGACCCCCGACCUCUGAAGAGCUGCCCAGCUGCUACACAGGUGAUGAUUGGUCUGGCUGCCCCCUCAAAGAAUUCAUGGACUGCCCCUAUAAUCUGGCCAACAACCGCCAGGUGCGCAUGCUCUCCGACCUGACCCUAGUAGGCUGCUACAACCUCUCAGUCAUGCCUGAAAAGCAACGGAACAAGGUCCUUCUGGAAAGCGCCAAAUCCAAUCUGAAGCACAUGGCAUUCUUCGGCCUGACGGAAUUUCAGCGCAAGACCCAGUACCUGUUUGAGAAGACCUUCAACAUGAACUUUAUUUCGCCGUUUACCCAAUAUAAUACCACUAGGGCCUCUAGUGUCGAGAUCAAUGGGGAGAUCCAAAAGCGUAUUGAGGGACUGAAUUUUCUGGAUAUGGAGUUGUACAGCUAUGCAAAAGACCUCUUUCUGCAAAGGUAUCAAUUCAUGAGGCAGAAAGAGCAUCAGGAGGCCAGGCGGAAGCGCCAGGAGCAACGCAAAUUUCUGAAGGGACGAUUCCUUCAGACCCACUUUCAGAGUCAGGGCCAAGGGCAGAGCCGGAAUCCCGGUCAGAAUCAGAAUCAGAACCCAAACCAGAAUAAUGUGACUCACAAUCUGAUGCAGAAUCUGACUCAGAGUUCAAGUCAGAAAGAGAACCGAGUGAGGCAGAAGCAGAGCCCAGGCCAGGAGCAGAGUGACAACCCCACCAAUGGCACUCAUGACUACAUAGGCAGCGUAGAGAAAUGGCGUUAAGUGCCUGUGAAAGGCAUGUGUAUUUUGCUCUCAAAGUGCCACCCAAAAGAUGGCAUAUGUUAAAGAGGCAUAAAUAUCCAAACACAUCCUGCUUCCUUAAUCGUGGAAGUUUAAGAACGCUUAGAUGUUGCCUUUACAGUUGCCUUUCAAAUAAAUGUUAUACUGUGUGUGGGUAAAGCCAAUUUCAAUAUGUAAUUAAAUUGUCUUCGGUGGGGAGGGAAUUGGAACUAUUUAUGAAAUCCAAAAGCCAAACCACACUCACCACAAAUUGCUGUUUCGAUAUUUUAAGAAACUCUCACGUGAGGUAUGGAGAUAAAAGGAAAAUAUAAAAUGUGACCCUUUAACUUGUGGCUAAGUAACUGACUUGCAGUGAUUCACUGUUAAACAACAAAACCCAAUCUUGGAAACCCUGAUUCCAGACCUAAGCAUAAGUCAAAGCGUGAAAUGAAACACAGACCUUUCCUUUUCUUCUGAUUUUAACAAGGAGUCUAUUUAAAUAGAAUAACAACUGUUGAUAAAUUUUACCGAACUUUAGUAAAUAGUCACUCUCUCAAGUUUAGGUGGGUUUAUGGAAAAAAUAGUGGCUUUUCAAGUACAACAGGACCUAUAUCUUGCGUUGUAAGGGAUGAUUAAAGUUUUAAACUUUUUUUAAACGUUCUACUGUUGAAAGGUUUUAAACAGGGUGUAUCUCAUAGAAAACAAAAGCAUAAAUUUCCCAAUUGGAACACCAAUGUUAAGAAUCCAAUUUCUACAUGAUGUCAGGGCACUGUAAUUCCAACAGCUCUGGAAUCUUUUGGGCAAUGCCUCUCAUUCAUUUUCAAGCUUCUUGAAGUUGUGCUCAUUCCAAUCGAACCCGUGAAUAGCAGCUUUCUUCAUCAUGUACAUGGUGUGUUGCUGAAUAUAUUGUGGUAUUUAAUCCUGGAUUAAUGUCAGGACUUAACUUUCUGUAGAGUUGUCUUAUCAAUGUUUGUGCAGUGAGGUGCUUAUCAAGAAACUCUUGAAGAGAAAAAAAAUAUGUCUAAAAAUAUUGCUGACAUUAUUCUUGAUUGGAUUGAAUUGAACCUGAGUGUGAACAGUUCAUUACUUUUUGUACCUCUUUAUUGUAAUGUAUCCAGUUUGGCUGACUAUUUCUGGCCUAUUAGUUCUCCUUUGUAUUGACAGAUGUUUAGACAAUUGCAAGAACAA